AUGGGAGGCGGUCAGUGUUCGGGGCUAAGGUUGAGGGGACUGGGAGCGGCAGGGGAAGAUGUGGACGUGUAUCUGUGGUACUGGAUGUCGAAUGGGCUUUUGGUACACAAAGCAAGCCCGUGGACUUACAAGUGCAGCGAUUCUAUAUGUGGGAAACGGUGUAAAGGCAAAGAGUACGCAUGUCAAUGUACAUGUUGUAAAGACAAACAGCGACGUGGAUUAGCUCACCCUCCUCCUCCCCCUCCCCCGCCUCCCGGUCCUUCCUCCGGCGUUGAGUCUGUGAUCAUCGGCCAACCGCAGACGUCCGCUCUCUCCACUGAACCAAAUCCCGUUGACAUCUCUGAUGCAGGAGACUCCACACCUUUUUCCCCUUCCCCCCAAGUCAUCGCCGCCGUCAUCGUUGCCAUCAUCGUCGCCAUCAUUCUGCUGGACCUUUGCAUCUUCCGCUUUCCCGUGGGCCGCAACAUCCGCGAUUUCCUCGUCCGCAAGAUACCCUUCUGCAUCGCGUUCUACAGCUGA
Molecule: messenger RNA, 519 nt
Organism: Babesia bigemina
Lineage: Eukaryota; Apicomplexa; Aconoidasida; Piroplasmida; Babesiidae
Exons: 3
Coding region: 1-519 (172 amino acids)
Source: RefSeq, a predicted model, not a curated record